Molecule: messenger RNA, 1674 nt
Organism: Pseudomassariella vexata
Lineage: Eukaryota; Fungi; Ascomycota; Sordariomycetes; Amphisphaeriales; Pseudomassariaceae
Product: major facilitator superfamily domain-containing protein
Exons: 2
Coding region: 1-1674 (557 amino acids)
Biological process (GO): transmembrane transport
Molecular function (GO): transmembrane transporter activity
Source: RefSeq, a predicted model, not a curated record
AUGACCCUGCCGCCUACUUCGGCAAAUGUUGGGCCCUCGGCCGAGGAAAACCGAGGUUCUGUCAACAAAGACACCAUUGAGCCACUCAAUGUAUCUCAAGACUCAACCGUCCGCUCGAAGCUGCGUAUCUACACCAUCUUCAUCGCUCUCUCUCUCGCACUAUUCAUAGGAGCACUGAACCAGACCAUUGUUGCAACAUCCGUGCCCUCCAUCGCCGCUGACAUGCACUCGGCUGUAGGCUACACGUGGAUCGGUGGCGCGUACUUGUUGGCCAACGCCGCAGCAGGUCCAAUAUGGGCCCGGUGCAGCGAUAUUUGGGGUCGUAAACCUGCUGUUCUAGUAGCAAUCGUUGUAUUUGCCGUUGCUAGCGUCAUUGCUGCGGCUAGUAUGAAUAUGGCCAUGUUAAUUGCUGGGCGCGCGCUGCAGGGCUCAGCUGGCGGUGGCCUGAUGCAAUUAGUGACCAUUACAAUCUCGGAUCUCUUCAGCAUGCGAAGUCGAGCGCUAUAUAUAAGCGCCAUGGGGCUAGUUUGGGUGCUCGCUGGAACCACUGGGCCGGUGAUUGGAGGAGCCUUGUCGCAGUAUGCAAGUUGGCGGUGGUGCUUUUGGAUCAACCUUCCCGUCUGCGCCAUCACAUUCCUGGUGGUUCUACGUUUCCUGGACCUGCACAACCCACGUACCAAGCUAAGCGAUGGUCUCAUGGCUAUCGACUGGUAUGGCACCGUCUGUAUCCUGGCCGUCACCAUUCUAGUCCUCCUCGGACUGGACUUCGGCGGCGUGACAUUUCCCUGGAACAGUUCGAAAGUCAUUUGCUUGAUCGUUUUUGGAAUCGUCAUGGUUGGUUUCUUCCUCUAUAGCGAAAAACGCCUAGCCAGGUAUCCCCUAAUGCCACUCAGCAUCUUCAAGGAGUGGUCCAAUAACGCAAUUGUCGUUGUUGCCUUUACACACAGCAUGACUUCCUUCGGCGCUGAGUACUACCUACCUUUGUACUUUCAAAGCGUGAAGCAAGCCUUGCCUCUCAAAAGCGGUCUUCUCAUACUACCAAUGAUCAUAACUUGUGCGAUUGGGGAUAUUACGGGUGGCAUUUUGAUCCAUCAGACAGGCCGCUAUAGGGAACUCAUCUGGGCCGGGACAGCCUUCUUGACGUUGGGGUCAGGUCUGUACAUUAUGUUCGGAACUGAUACGACCCUUGCAACCAUCAUCGGGUUCCAAAUUAUCUUCGGUAUCGGAAUGUCACUCCUAUUGCAAACCCCCACGAUCGCUAUUCAAAACACAGUCAGUCAGACCAGCACGGCAACGGCUACAUCGACCUUGAGUUUCAUCCGCAACCUGGCAACAUCCUUAUCUACCGUUCUCGGUGGUGUAGUGUUCCAGAAUAGUAUGGCUUCUCGCGCAUCAUCUCUCGCUGCCAGUGGUCUCAGCAAAUCUGCACUCGAGGCCUUGUCUGGCUAUCAAGCAGCAGCAAAUGUGGAGAUCACCAAGUCUAUCGACGACACUACACAGCGACAGGCGGUCGAAGACGCUUUUUCAUGGAGCAUCAGGAAUAUGUUUAUCAUGUACACCUGCAUCGCGGCUGUUGGGGUUGUGGCAAGCUCUUUCAUCAAACAGCGGCACAUGAGCAAGGAGCACACAGAGACGAAGACGGGCAUCCAGAACAUGACUGACCGAAAGGCUUGA